This is a messenger RNA of Glarea lozoyensis ATCC 20868, 555 nucleotides long. RefSeq names its product ITPase-like protein. Gene Ontology annotation, molecular function: nucleoside triphosphate diphosphatase activity. The transcript has 6 exons. Gene Ontology annotation, cellular component: cytoplasm. The coding region runs from base 1 to 555 and encodes 184 amino acids. NCBI's taxonomy places the organism in Eukaryota, Fungi, Ascomycota, Leotiomycetes, Helotiales, Helotiaceae. The record is from RefSeq and is a predicted model, not a curated record. Gene Ontology annotation, biological process: nucleoside triphosphate catabolic process.
AUGGCGCCCAGAACCCUAAACUUCAUAACCGGCAAUGCGAAUAAGCUGACAGAAGUCCAAGCAAUCCUCGGUGGCGUGGUCGAUUUACACAGUCAGAAACUAGAUUUGGUGGAGAUUCAGGGGACGAUUGAGGAGAUUUCGGCUGAUAAAUGUCGAAGAGCGGCGGAUGCUGUUAAAGGUCCAGUUCUGGUGGAAGAUACAUGUUUAUGUUUCAAUGCGCUGAAGGAACUGCCUGGACCUUAUAUUAAAUGGUUUCUAGAAGCUCUCGGUCAUGAAGGACUAAAUAAUCUCCUGGUAGCAUACGAAGACAAGUCAGCGCAAGCAGUUUGUACUUUUGCCUACUGCGAGGGACCAGGUCACGACCCGCUUAUCUUUCAAGGACGAACCGAUGGCAAGAUAGUACCAGCGAGAGGUCCACCAAAUUUCGGCUGGGAUCCCAUCUUCGAAUACGAAGGCCAAACAUAUGCCGAAAUGGACAAAGAAGCCAAAAACAAAAUCUCCCACCGCUUCAAGGCUUUAGAAAAGCUGAAGGCGUGGUUGAAGGAGGAAGUAUGA